CUGGCUUCCUGCAGCAAUAAGAAAAAAAGGAUCGAGGAGAAACGGCGCAGCUUGUGCGCCUCAUAACAGCUUUCGGUCCCUUCCGCCUGCGGGAGAAACCGCCUCAUGACGGGAGCUCCAUGCUGACAGACCGCGGGACAUGGGACUUCUCAACAUUACUGACCAGCCACCACUGGUCCAAGCAAUAUUUAAUCGCAACAUAGAAGAAGUGCAGUUGUUGCUCAACCAGAAGGAAAAUGUUAAUGUGUUGGACCAAGAGAGACGCUCUCCCCUGCAUGCUGCUGCCUACGUAGGAGACACCCAAAUUAUUGAGCUAUUAAUACAGUCAGGUGCUAAUGUAAACGCAAAGGAUUCAUCCUGGCUCACUCCUUUACACCGGGCUGUGGCUGCACGCCAUGAGAGGGCAGUCUCUCUUCUUGUGAAGCACUCGGCAGACGUCAAUGCUCGGGACAAGAACUGGCAAACCCCACUACAUGUUGCUGCUGCUAACAGAGCAAACAAAUGUGCAGAGACGCUUAUUCCGUUGGUUAAAAAUGUCAACAUAGCAGAUCGGACGGGGCGUACUGCUCUUCACCAUGCUGUCAUCAAUGGCAACUUGGAGAUUUCUGCCUUGCUCUUGAACAAGAGGGCCCACCACAGUAUAUGUGACAAGAAAGAGCGACAUCCAAUUAUAUAUGCAGCUUACCUGGGCCAUCUAGAGAUUACAAAGCUGCUGAUAUCUCGGGGAGCAGAUGCUAUGUCAAAGGACAAGAAGGGUUACACACCACUUCAUGUGACCGCUGCUAGUGGGCAACUUGAGGUGAUGAAGUAUUUGCUGAAACUCGGAGUGGAAAUUGAUGAGCCAAAUGCCUUUGGGAACACUGCCCUGCACAUUGCCUGUUACAUGGGUCAGGAUUCUGUGGCCACUGAACUUGUCAACUAUGGUUCCAAUGUAAAUCAGCCCAAUGAGAAGGGCUUCACUCCACUGCACUUUGCUGCUGUCUCCACUAAUGGGGCUCUGUGUCUAGAGCUGCUGGUCAACAAUGGGGCUGAUGUAAACUAUCAGAGUAAAGAAGGGAAGAGCCCUUUGCACAUGGCUGCCAUUCAUGGAAGGUUUACACGAUCCCAGAUUCUUAUACAGAAUGGUGGUGAGAUUGACUGUGCUGAUAAAUAUGGCAAUACCCCUUUGCAUGUCGCUGCUAGAUAUGGGCAUGAGCUGCUUAUUAGUACAUUGAUGACCAAUGGUGCUGAUACUGCAAGGCGUGGAGUUCAUGGCAUGUUUCCCCUGCACUUAGCUGUUCUCUUUGGGUACUCGGAUUGUUGUCGUAAGCUACUUUCCUCAGGUCAGUUGUACAGCAUUGUGUCUUCGUUGAGUAAUGAACAUGUGCUGUCUGCAGGCUUUGAUAUUAACACACCUGACAACCUCGGGAGGACCUGCCUCCAUGCUGCUGCUUCGGGAGGUUGCUUGGAAUUCUUGCUGGAUAACAAUGCUGAUCCUUCAAUUCGUGAUAAACAGGGAUAUGCUGCUGUUCACUAUGCAGCUGCAUAUGGCAACAGGCAGAACUUGGAGCUGCUCUUAGAAAUGUCUUUUAACUGCCUGGAGGAUGUGGAAAGCACUGUACCAGUUAGCCCUUUGCACUUAGCUGCCUAUAAUGGUCACUGCGACGCCCUAAAAACAUUAGCAGAAACGCUAGUUAACCUGGACGUUCGCGACCACAAAGGCCGCACUGCGCUUUACCUCGCAACAGAGAGAGGAGCCACAGAUUGUGUGGAGGUGCUAACCAAUCAUGGGGCCAACCCUCUCAUUAAGGACCGCAAGAGGAAGUGGACACCACUGCAUGCAGCAGCUGCCUCUGGGAACACAGAUUGCUUGCACUUGUUAAUAGAUAGCAACGAGAGACCGGAUAUUACGGAUGUGAUGGAUGCACAUGGGCAGACACCUCUUAUGCUUGCUGUUAUGAAUGGGCAUGUUGACUGUGCUCACCUGCUGCUGGAAAAAGGUGCCACAGUGGAUGCUGGAGAUAAGAAAGGGAGGACCACACUGCACAGAGCAUCAGUGACAGGCUGUGAGGACUGUGUUGGGGCUCUACUGGACCACGAUGCCUUUGUGCUGUGUCGGGAUUUCAAGGGACGCACACCUAUUCACUUUGCUUCAGCUUGCGGGCAUGCCUCACUGGUUCAUGUGUUCCUGCAGGCUGCUCUCUCUACAGACCCACUGGAUGCAGUGGUGGAUUAUAAUGGAUACACUCCCAUGCACUGGGCUGCUUACAAUGGGCACGAAGAUUGUUUGGAACUGUUACUUGAACACAACCCAUUUGCUUACCUCGAAGGAAAUCCCUUUACCCCUUUGCACUGUGCAGUAAUUAAUGGCCAAGAAGGUACAGCUGAGAUGCUGGUGGAAGUGUUAGGUGCCAAGAUUGUGAAUAGCAGAGAUGCCAAAGGGAGGACUCCUCUUCAUGCUGCAGCCUUUGCUGACAACGUGCAUGGCUUACAAAUGCUCCUGCGCCACCAGGCUGAAGUAGAUACCACAGACCAAGCUGGUCGGACGCCUCUAAUGAUGUCAGCUGAGAAUGGGAGGACUUCAGCAGUUGAGUUCCAGCUGUAUCAUAUGAAGGCGGAUUUAACUGUGAUGGACAUCAACAAGAACACAGCUCUUCACCUAGCCUGCAGCAAGGGUCAUGAGAAGUGUGCCUUGCUGCUUCUUGGGGAAACGCGGGACCUUGGCCUUAUCAAUGCAACAAACAGCAUGCUGCAGAUGCCUCUUCAUAUUGCUGCCCGCAAUGGGCUGGCAUCGGUCGUCCAAGCUUUGCUUACAAGAGGAGCCACUGUGUUAGCGGUGGAUGAAGAAGCAGGUCACACCCCAGCCUUGGCCUGUGCUCCGAACAAGGAUGUAGCGGACUGCCUGGCACUUAUCCUCUCCACCAUGAAGCCUUUCCCACCAAAAGACGCCAUCCUCCCCUUCAGCUUCAACCUUCUGAAGAACUGCAGCAUUGCUGCUAAAACUGCCCUUCCCAAUGGUGGCAGUUGUCCAUAUACCAAGGAUCGGCAUGGCUCUAUUACCAUGGACAGUUGCUACUCUGAGUAGCAUCUGCCGCACUGCGGUUGACCCAAAACCUUACUUUAAUUUAUUUAGGAUAAUAAUUUUAGGGCACUUUAAAGGAGAACAAGACACACCGAGGCCUGAGCUGCUAUUAGGGGCUUUGCUCCAGUGUUUUCCUUUUUUAUUUAAGCUGCUGUGGGCUGCACUGAAGCUUCUGUAGUAUUAAAAGUUCUUUGUAUAUGGGAGGAUGAGAUGGAAAUGUGUUUUGUAGCGAAGAGAAGCCACUUCCCUUGCUGCUUUGAGUUGGGUACCCUUACAUGAUGCUUUCACAAUAUGUCUUGUAGGAAGGAAGAGAGGGGGAUGCAGCUUUAAAUGUGUGAAGUUCAUCCUGUGCAAUUCUGUAUUUGCUGCUCUAUGGCCCUGAAAGCCAUUACAAUUUGAAGGGUCAUCUGGCCUUAAUAUGUUUCUUGGGCAGCUUUCACAUUCUUUUCUGGUUGGCAGGAACAAAUAUGUAGGCAGCAGCUUGGCCUUCUCAUUUCCUCUCCAUACAUGUAGCACUCAUAUCCACACAGUAUCUAGUUUCUAUUGGUGCCCUACAAUGAUCUUGCAAAUGCCAGGCAUAAAAAAAGUAUGUUCUCAACUAAAAAAUAAAAAUGGCUCAGCAAGCCUUCUAAUAUUUGUCCAUGCAACAUUCCCAUGGUGCACUGCUGCAACAUACCCCACCAGCUAGGCACUUUAGUGAUUAUUUGUUUCUAGUGCUUUAGUCAUUCUUUUUCUGUCUGUCCAUCACCCAUAUUUCUGCUAGAUGGUACCAACCAUGCGAUCAGUAUUUUAAGUAUUUGUGCUUAUCCUAACACAGUUGUGAAUGGAUAUUUCCCUAUCUUCUGGGAUUCAGACUAUUGCAGUCUCUUUCAUUUUCAAAGUAUAAUUUGCACUUGAUUUCAUUUUUCAGUCUCAUUUCCAUUUCUGGGUAUAUAUUUGUAUGUGCAUAUGUUAUAGUGUAUGAAUUUCAGAAGUUUACGUUCUCUCAUAAGUAUUUAGAUGUAUGAAUGGUGCUUUUAUGCAUUUAUUUGCCCUACUUAUAGUCAACUAGUUUUAUUUGUGUGUGUGUGUGUAUGUGUAUAUAUAUAUAUAUAUAUAUGUAUAUAUAUAUAUAUAUAUAUAUAUCAGUGUAUAACUCAGUUUAUAAGACAGCGUCUCACCCAAAUGUAAAACUUUCUUUUUAGUGCACAAAGGCAAUAAGUGAAGGAAGUUCAUUAUAUUCAAGCCAUUAUGACUGUUACUAAGGCCUUUUAGAGCAAAGUUAACAUUUUCUUUGAUACCUGUCUUUGUUUAAACUUCGGCACAAUGUCUAUAAGCAUGUCAUCUUACAUGAUACAUAGUUUCACUUACGCGCUCACUAGUUUUUAAAAUCAUGAGAUUUUUAUUGUUUUAUUGAAAUAAGCAGAAAAGUUGACAAAUUUAAAUUUGUAAAUAUGGAAACAAGGGUAUUGUAUUAAAAUAAAUUGCUUUUUUUAAUAAGGAAGAAUGAGGGCUUUUAAAAAAAAAAAAAAAAUGUUAAUAUUGAACAUACCCAUUCAUGAUCAGUGAAAUGUUGAUUUUAUAGGGAAGUUAUAGGUAAUGCCACUAUUGUUUUUGGUACAUCACUAAGGACUAAUCAUAGAAAUUUUAUUUUGUCAGUGCAGGUGCAGGUACAGGUUAUGUUGUGCUAAGUAGAUUUUAGCUAAAUUUUAAUAUUAAAUAAUGACUCAAGGACAGAGGGUAAAAGAUCAUUUGAGCUUAAAUGUAACUAAAUCAAACUGACGCAAAGACAUAGAAGAUAAAACGAACAGAAAAGUUAAACAUUUUAUCAUUACAUUUUGUUUCGUACUAUUUAACGACUUACAGGGAUAGGCAAAAGUACUGAUACAUUUCAACAGGUUAACACACACAUACAUGGACACUACUUACGCACUACUUCUUUUUAAUCUGGCUUAAUUCACAAUAGAGCUUUUCAAAAAUGUUAUUAGAUUAUGUCUUUGGAUAUUUAAAUACAAACAGAAAUAAGAGAUUAAAAGAACAUAAUGUCAUAGAUAAAUUUUCUACGGUUAUUUGGCCCCAAUAUAUUGUCUGCAACUUCUCGUUACAUUUUUUUUAAUUUUUUGGUCAGAAAUAUAUUCUUGAAAGCAGUGCUUUUUUCAUAUCCUUGAACAGAUUUGUUAACCAGCUUUAGGCUCUGCACUUGCCCAGUAUAUAGUAGUUAUGAGUAAAAAUUGCAUUAAUGGCACUUAGACACAUUUUCUUGCUUCUACGAAGGUUGAAAGCAUGAGCAUGGGAAAGGUGCUGGUUUUUGGGGUUAUUUUUUCUUUUCUUUUGUAUCUACAGAUAUUUUAUUGCUAACAGAUGGCCCUAUUAAAGAAUGCCCCUUAAAUAAUGUUAUUUAGCACUUCCCUUUGGAUGGUUGGCUUAUAGUGGAGAAUCAGAUCUCAUUUUUAUUUAGUGGUGUAUGAGAGCAAUAAAUAUUGUUUUCACACAGGGGAUGGUCUGCUACUUAUCUUCAAAAAUGUAGACCCUCAUAUUGGUUAAGGCUUUAAUUCUCAUACAAAGUAUUAAUUAAGCAAUUCCCCACACUUACAAGUUCUUAAAGUUCUCAUCAGAAACACUGACAUGUAGGAAACCAUAUUGCAUUCUUUUUCAUUUUGCAGCAGAGGCUUUAGUUAGGAUUUAGGAUUAAAUUGCAGCAUAUGAAGAAAGUCUAACUUCUUGAAGUCAGAUUUUGCACUAAAUGUUUUUUUUCCGUACCUUCCGUUUUGUUGUGAGAAAUAAUUUACUGGCAGUAAAAUGAUAACAUGAACUUCCUUCUUUUUCGUUUUCUUGUUAAGAGUUUAAUAUGGAGUUGCUGCUUUGUUUACAUUUGUGUCUUCAAGGAGGAAAUAGUGACCGAAUUAGACAGAAUUACACUGGUUCUAUCCUAGUAUAAUGUUAUUUAUAGAGCGGGGCUCUUUAUUUUACCUUGCACCUAUGGGCAUAGGCCAGUGCUAGUCUUGGGGCUGGGAACUAAUUUCUUAACAUUGAAAGGGAAUCUGCCACUUUAAAUAGGGCUGCUUUUAUGUUUGUCAAAUUAGAGAUUUUCCAUUAUGGAAAGCUUUUUAGAUACAUACGUUGAAAGCAGGGCUUCUUUAUGCUUAGAAACAAAUUCCCCAAGCUAUAAGCUUCUAGCCCUCCCCUGUACAGCCGCCCUGCCUUGAACCACUUUGACAGUGGUUUGUGAAACAUAUUCCAAACUCUAAGGUGCAGUGCAAGUUGCAUAAAUAUAUUCACUGAGUGACAUAACUAUUUAUAACUGCUGCUGUAGAAAAAUUAAACUAACAAGAUUGAAGUUACUAAAAUUUGAACUUUGAAAAUGAUUUAGCCACAAUAUCGCACAAUACAGUGCAUUUAAUGAAAACUCAUUCGCAUUUUCAUGAUAGGUACAAUUAAAUGUUUCUGCUAACUUGACCUCUAUAUUAUUAUUAUUAUUAUUAUUAUUAUUAUUAUUAUUGUGCCUGUCAAAGAAGAAUUACAUUCAGCCCAUUCAUAUGUUCCUUUAUUUUUAUUUAUUUUAGGGGUUUUUCUUGUUUUUUUUGCUUGGGGUGAUAUGCACUAUUUCUGAUCUAACCUAAGCAUUUACAUAUAACUUAAUAUUUACUAAAUACAUAUUGAAUGAAUUGCAUUUUUUAUUUUGCUAUGACAAAAUUUGUGAGGGGAGAUCCUUUUUACCAUUAAAGUAAAAUACUUGUGGCAGUUGCAAGGACUAGAUGUGUUUUCCUUUUUCAAAAUACUAGAAGUGUGCGUGAUUUUAUUUGAAAACAAAAAAAAAAAAACCAUAAUAAUUUCCCCUAUUGUGAAUGCAAGUGUUACGUUAUUCUGUCAACAUGAAUUACCUCAGUUUGCAGUUAGUGUUAAAACUUGAAUGAUUUGCUAGUGUUCUGCCGGAGCUCUUGGAGCAAGUCAGCAGGCCAGUUGCAUGAUUAUAAAUAUCUUUUAUUUACUAAUCUGCACUAUUUUAUUUCCCCUCUUGAAUAUUUUACUUGUGUGCCUUCUUAUAAUGUAGCAUAAUCAGUACUUUUUUGUUUGUUUGUUUUGUAGAGGGGAAGGAGUUGUAGUAGGGGGAGAAUGUGUGUGGAAUGAGAUGUCUGUACAUUCGAUCUGCCUCCAGUAAUAAUGAGUAUAAUGUCUUCUUACAUUUCAAGAUUCUAUUUCUGACAUGUAUCUCUAAAGGAGCUGUAUGGUAUUGAAAAGGGCUAAGUUUAUUCGAUAAGGAUGAUCAUUUUUAUGGCUGAAGACACUAGUUUUAACCAUAUUUUAAAAAUGUUGAGCUCUUUAUUAAGGUUUUCUACAAUCCAGAAACUUUAACUGGAGGUGCCACCAUAUUUAUAUCAAUGUGUAGCUGAGGUUGAAGAAAUAUCACUGUUUAACACAAGAUGUUAAGAGCUACAAAACCUAAAUUGUAUUAAGCCAAAUGUAGAUCCAGCAGACUUCACUGAAACACUUUCUUCCUAGCAUCUACCCAUAUACAAUAAUUUAGCCCCUCUCAAUCCCAUGGUGCUGUAUGUUAAACCAUUUCACAAACAUUUCAUUCUACACUGUGACAAGAUAGGGCAGAUGCAGUGUUAAUUGAUGCGUAUCUGUCUUGUCGUUGCACAGACAAGCUUACAUUUUCCUUCUUGUUUUGCGUGGUGAGAAUAUGAGACAAUCAAAGUUCUGUGAAUAAAGGGCUGUUAGCAGAUUUGCUUCUCUGGCCUGGCUGUGCUAAAUUCUUAUCUGCCCUUUCUCUGGUGGGGGCAUAUUGCAGCAAUAUUGCACCUCCACAUCCAUAUUCCAGUUAACGUGCAGCUCUGCCUCGUCUUGUUCUCCUUUAAUGAUUAUAUGAUGUGCAUUUGCAGCACAGCUUGACAAUUCUAAGUAAUAAUUUGUGAGUGUUUAUUUUUCGGGGGGCCAGUCAUGGGAUAAGCAGAAGAUGCAUUAUUUUUGCUAUCCGAGAUGUUGUUUCUGGUUCUCUGAGUGCGUUGUUUACAGGGCUGUUCUGAAACUUCCAUUCCUAUCCCUCCCAUCAUACCUACCUCCAAACCGUGCAGCCAUUUUCCUUGAGUAUUAUUUAUUCUCUGGAAAGCUGACUGGGUCAUUUUUUUAGCCCUUGCAAUUUUGUUAUUUCACACAGUAACAUGUUAUGCCAAAGUACCCCCUUUUUAUUUUCAAUCCCCAUUUUGUUUAAACUAAACUUGACGACAACCUGGUAAAUGUAAUUUGGAUGCCUGUGAUAUCAUUUUUGCAUCCUAUUCUGGACCUCUGAUCUAUCUCCUUCAAUGGAAGUUUCUUUCAGCUCCUAAUGCAAAGCACUUGCUUCAUUGAUAAGCACUUUUUCAUAACUCUCACUGCUGAUGGUGUCUGCAGCACAUUGCAGUAACAAUGUUGCCAAAGACCGCACAGCAGUAAAGGGUUAAGGCAUGUAAGGGUCUGAUUUCCCUUAAGAACACGUGGCAAAGGAGGAAUGGGGAGGACAAAGGAGCAAAAGCGGAUGUAUCAUCCUGUUGUGCUCACUCCUGGAAGAGUGGAAGAGACAAAACUAAUGGUAGCAGGUCUUGUUUUAAAGCAAAUGUAAAGGGACUUAAGGAAGAAAAAAAAACUAUAAAAGAAAAAAAAAAUGAAACAGCACAAAUACAUUUCACAUACAGGUUUACUUGCACUGCCACUGUUUAAUAGAAGGAGCUGUGCCCAUGUGGAUAGCUAAUGUGAGCCAUAUUGCUGAAUGUAUCCUCUGACAUAAUUAACCAAGAUAUUAAAGUAAAUGUAAAAAUUGUUGCCAGUUCUUGGUUGCCUAAUGGCUGAUUGCCAUUAAUUCAGAGAAAAAGGCUUUCAGGGCCAACUUCUCACUUUCCCCUCCUCUAAACUUCUUUUUGGAUUUUGCAGCUUCUUUAUCACUAAGCACUAAUGGCAGGUUCCUUCAAUAUCUUGCCAAGCAAACCCUCAGAUAUAAUAUUAUGGGUACAUGCAUGCAUAAUAAAGAAGAAAUGCUUUGGUCUCCUUUUUUAAACAUAUUGUUUGCCAAUAGAUUCGACUUCUCCUUAUCUCAAGUUAACUGUAGAUGAAACCAUUUUUUUUUUUUUUUUUUUUUUAUUCCCAAAUUGGACCAAAGUAGAAACCAACUGUUAAUGGGGGAGCUGUCUUUACAUUUUAACAAAAUAAAUACUGGUUUCUGACUGUUGUCUAGAUUAACCAAGUAUUUAGACUUUUGUCAAUGCAGUGUAUGUUCAAAUGAACAGUGUUUGCACAAGAGAAAGUACCUAUAGCACUUGGUAAAGCUAGCUGUUAAUGCUAUUUUGAGCCUCAAAAGCCUUGACACCACUAGCAGACAAAAUAUUGACUAAGCUUCAAUAUUCUUAAUUUUCAAGAAAAUUACUAGUUUUUUUUAAUUUUAUUUAGGGCCUUCACCUGUUUUUAGUGAAAAUUCUCCCAAAUAAAAUUAAGACAUAAAAGCAAGUGUAACAACUAGGGCUCUAUGGUUCCUCUUUAAUUAAAAACUUUUAACUACUAUGUCCCAAAUUCAUAAUUUAAGUUUGGAUGCAUUUAUUUAUAUAAAAAAAAAAAAAUGAAAUUCAGUGCUCUGUAUCUUAAUAUCACAGUGGUUUACACAGUUUUUAUUAGUUCCAAACAUUCAUCCAAAAUUCUAGAGCGUUAUAUCACCUUCUUGAGUUCUUGAAGUCAGGAAGAACAUGAUUAUAAUAAUGAUCUAAUGAUUUGUUUUUAUUACCUAAAGGUACACUUUACAAUUAAAUUUCUAUAAUUCUACAAAAUGAAUUUGGGACACAGUUGUUUCCCUUUAAAGAACAUUGGUCAUCACCUUAAAUCUGAUGUUAUAUAAUGGACAGGUAAAAAACAACUGGACAUGUCACAACAUUUUUAUAUUAGUUUGUUUUAAAAUGGUUUUAUUACCAUGUAUAUGUUUGCACACAGACACACAUCUCCUACUCGUAUACAGGUGUGUAUAUUUUCUUUCUUCUUCUCUGCCUCUCUAUUUAUAUUAACAAAAAAAACUUAGUGAGGUGAUUUUUUUUUUAAUACUUCCCUUGGAUCCACGGUACCUUAUGAAUUUGACUGUGAGCAGAGUCCUAAAUAUUGAUAAGCCGGCUAUGAUCCAGAUAAAAUGCUAAGAUUGGAAAACUGUCUUUUUAAAAUUAUUUUAUUAAAAGGCUUAAUUUAUCCAAAAAUGGGUUAUGUUUAAUGCCUUAAACAAUUUAUUGUAUUAUUUAUUUAUAUAUUUUUUUUAUUUUCUUCAAGCAUUUUUACUUGUACGUUUGGUCAAAAUUCUCAGCUUGUGACCAAACUAUUUACCCCAGCCUGCGUACCUGCGUACUUAUUCUCACCAACUCACAUGAUUUAAGCAGGCAGACGUAUCAAUUGCAUAGAAACAGCACACAUAUCGGUUGUUAUUCUCUUGCUAAUUUAAAAUAAACGUUAAUAUACUGACAGCAAAAA
Molecule: messenger RNA, 10513 nt
Organism: Bombina bombina (fire-bellied toad)
Lineage: Eukaryota; Metazoa; Chordata; Amphibia; Anura; Bombinatoridae
Gene: ANKRD52
Product: ankyrin repeat domain 52
Exons: 25
Coding region: 140-3064 (974 amino acids)
Cellular component (GO): cytoplasm
Molecular function (GO): protein binding
Source: RefSeq, a predicted model, not a curated record